Molecule: messenger RNA, 1901 nt
Organism: Setaria italica (foxtail millet)
Lineage: Eukaryota; Viridiplantae; Streptophyta; Magnoliopsida; Poales; Poaceae
Product: SNF1-related protein kinase regulatory subunit gamma-1-like
Exons: 6
Coding region: 321-1682 (453 amino acids)
Source: RefSeq, a predicted model, not a curated record
UGUCGCCUCGCCUCUCCUCCCAUCCACCACAUCCCCGCGCCCCCUGCGGCCCUGCCUGCCCCUGGAUUGCAGCCAAGAGAGAAAGCUGCCGCUCACCGUUUCCAAAUUCCCAUCACCGUCCAAGAACACCCGGAGCCACGGGAACAGGGGUUGCAGAUCCGCCAAAACCACAUCCGCCCCGGUCCGUCCUCCGUCCCAAUCCUUGUCCCUGGCCCGGGAGGCGGCGGCGCUUCUCGAGGGCUCUACUCCUGCAUCCAGGCCCAAGGUGAUACGGAUGUGCUCUGGUGGUACUGUGGUUAACUGUCGAUCUAUGUGAUUCCAUGGGCAUGGAUCAAUCCAAGGAAAAUGCAGAGUUCCCAAGCUGCGAUGCCUACUUUGAGGCUAUCCAAUCCAAAAAGAAGCUCCCACUGUCUUUGCAAGAAUCACUGACCGCUGCCUUUGCUCAGAUUCCAGUCUCAUCCUUCCCUGAGGUUCCUGCUGGCCGAGUGAUUGAAAUUCAUGGUGACACCUCUGUUCUUGAGGCUUUGAGGAUUCUCUCAGAAAACAACAUAAGGGCAGCUCCUGUGCUGAAUCCGGAACCUGUGGCCCCAGCUGAUUGGCAAGGGCGGUAUCUUGGUGUUAUUGAUUAUUCGGCAAUCAUCCGUUGGGUACUAGAAAAUGCUGAGCUUGCUUCUGUUGCUCUGUCUGCUGGAUCGGCAACUGCUGCAGGAGUUGGAAUGGGUGCUGUUGGUGCAAUGGGGGUUGCAGCAUUGGGUGCAACUGGCCCAGCGGCAGUGGCUGGCUUGACUGCAGCUGCAGUAGGGGCUGCUGUUGCUGGUGGGUUAACUGCUGAAAAGGGUGUCGCAAAGGAUGGUUUAGCUGCUGCAGAUCACUUAGGAGAAGAUUUCUACAAAGUUUUGCUUGAACAAGAACCUUUCAAAUCAACAACAGUUCAAUCAAUUGUAGAGUCAUACCACUGGUCUCCUUUCAUCCCCAUUACAUUGGACAGUUCCAUGCUUACUGUACUACUGUUGCUCUCCAAGUACAGAUUGAGAAAUGUCCCAGUGAUUGAGCCUGACAAACCUGUUAUCAGGAACUUUAUUACUCAGACUGGCGUUGUCAAAGGACUCCAGGAGUGUAAAGGAAGGGAUUGGUUUGACUACAUUUCUGCACUUCCUCUUUCAGACUUGGGACUUCCUUUUAUGUCGAUUGAUGAGGUUAUCACCGUGAAGAGUGAUGAUCUAAUAUUAGAAGCUUUCAAGUGCAUGAAGGAUAAAAAAAUUGGUGGUGUACCAGUAGUGGAAGGUCCCAAAAGGAAACUUGUUGGCAGUGUGAGCAUAAGGGAUAUUCGCUUUCUGUUGCUUAGACCUGACUUAUUUUCGAAUUUCAGGCAACUUACCAUCAUCGAAUUCAUGAAGACUUUAGGCUCCACUCUUCCUGAUUCAGGGAACAACUGCCUGGUGAAGCCACCACCCACCUGUGCCCCUGACACUUCCCUUGGUAGCGUUAUCGACAGCAUUGCAUCAAGAAUAACCCACCGUAUAUAUGUAGUGGAUGAUGACCUUGAGGUUGUCGGUGUUGUGACCCUGCGCGAUGUGAUCUCGUGCUUCAUCCACGAGCCACCCGGUUACUGCGACAGCUAUCUGGCUUCAGCAAUGGAGAAUCUUGAGGGCAAAGGAGCCGGAUCAGUGGAGAAAAGUUGAGCUUUCUGUAGUGUGAAUGUGUGGAAUAACAGGCCGAUCUCGUGUGGUCUUCUUUAGCUGGAAUAAUGGGUUCAGAUUGUGUUAAUCGGGUAAAUUCUGUGUAGAUUAAGAAGGCUUCUCUGUCUCCUCUCAAAUGCAGUUUCCUGUGUCUUUUCUUGUAUAGUUUGAUAAUCAAAAAUCUGCUAACAAUCAGAGGCAAUCCUACUCAUUUUACCGAGA